AAUAGUAGGAUCUAUUUAGGGGUCUGCACGAAGAAACAGGCACAUCGGAUUUUUUUUUUUUGGGGGAAAGGCACUUCGGCUGCAACGGAAGAGAGAGAAGCUCUGGAUUCCAACUCCUCACCUCCCUGGCGACGGUGCUUCUGCCGCUUGGCUUUCAGGCUCUGCCAGGCUUGGGUUCAAAGUGCUUUAAUAUCUUUCUUAAGAUAUGGAGCAAGUGCGCUUCUGGUCAAAAUGCUACAAGUUUAGGGUUUUCUCGUUCCAGGAAGUUCUUGACUGGAGGUUUCUUGUCCUUGGAGAUUUUCUUCUGGUUUCCUUUGUUAAUUGCACUUAGUGGUCGGCUCUUAAAUGAAAAGGCGUAAUGCAAGUUUUUUCUGAGAUAGGUGUUGGAUCUUUAGUGCACUUGUAUAAUGCAUUGGUGGCACAACAUCCAAUCAAAACUUUUGGGAAAACGUCUUCCGGGGGCUGAACUCUGCCAAUCACUCUCGGAGGUUGCUUACCGUAGUUGACAUUAGAUAAGCAAUUGCGUGGAGUCUGUGCAGACUGCACAGAUCUUGGUUGUUUCAUCGUUGCUCCCAAUGGGUUCCAUUUAGUGUGACCAGAUCCAAGUUAGCUGAAGAUUCUGCUAAAAAUUCUUCAUAGUAUAGAUGAGGUAGCUAUUACUUCAAGUUUUGAACCCUUGGCUGACUCUGUCUUAAGCCAGGGAUCCUUCCUGUUUGUUAGACCAAUCAUUUCUUGUCAGGUGUUUGAUUCAUUACAAUAUGUUCUCUAGUACUUGUCCUUUCUUAGUGUCCACCCCGUGUCUUGAAGUCGUGGGUUUGGUAAUAAAUAUGGCUCUGCAGCCCAUGCAUCAGAAAAUUUCGGGUCUCAUCCUAUUAUAUCUCACUGCCAAAAAUUAAGGGUGGAUUCAGCUGGACCAGCAAGGCAAUUGUUAAUAUCAUAUGGAAUUUUUCUACCAAAGAUAAAUGCUAUUUAUCUUUUGUGAGUUCUUUUACUUUCCUGAAUAAAGAAAAAGAGCUGCUUUUGUUCCAGAAGAAUGGAGAGGUUCAACUUAAUUAAGGAAGUUGGUGAUGGAACAUUUGGGUGUGUCUGGCGAGCUAUCAAUAAGCAGACCGGUGAAGUUGUUGCAAUUAAAAAAAUGAAGAAAAAGUAUUAUUCGUGGGAGGAGUGUGUAAAUCUGAGAGAAGUGAAGUCAUUACGUAAGAUGAAUCAUCCAAAUGUUGUGAAGCUUAAGGAAGUCAUUAGAGAAAAUGACAUCUUAUAUUUCGUGUUUGAGUACAUGGAAUGCAACCUAUACCAACUCAUGAAAGAUAGGGUAAAGCUUUUCUCUGAAGCUGAUGUCAGAAAUUGGUGUUUUCAAGUUUUUCAAGCUCUUGCUUACAUGCACCAGCGUGGAUAUUUUCAUCGUGAUCUCAAGCCAGAGAACUUGUUGGUUACAAAGGACAUAAUCAAGAUUGCUGAUUUUGGUCUUGCACGGGAAAUCAACUCGCAACCACCAUAUACGGAAUAUGUCUCAACACGCUGGUAUCGAGCCCCUGAAGUGCUGCUUCAGUCAUACCUGUAUGGUUCUAAAGUUGAUAUGUGGGCAAUGGGUGCUAUCAUGGCCGAGUUGUUCACUCUCCGUCCUCUUUUUCCGGGUAUCAGUGAAGCAGAUGAGAUAUACAAAAUAUGCAGUGUCAUUGGCAGUCCAACCAAGGAUACAUGGGCUGAAGGACUUAACCUGGCGAGGGACAUUAAUUACCAGUUUCCCCAGUUUGCUGGUGUCCAUCUUUCUGCCUUGAUUCCAUCUGCAAACAAUGAUGCUAUCAGCCUUAUCACAUCACUUUGUUCCUGGGAUCCCUUGAGGAGGCCAACCGCUGCUGAGGCCCUUCAGCAUCCUUUCUUCCAGAGUUGCUUUUAUGUUCCACCAUCCCUUCGUUCUAAGGCAGCUGUUAUUAGAACACCUCCCUCUGCUGGAACAAGGGGGGCAUUGGAGCAGCGAUCUGCUAGGAGAAACUGUGGGACUUUGCCUAGUUCAAAGAUGACUAGCAGCUCUCCUUCUAAGUCACACGCAUCUUUAAGCACAGGUGUGCAACGCAAGCUGGAUUUGGUUAAUCAGGAUGCAAUGAAGAAUGAUAAAUCCCUAAAGAGCUCUAGCAAACAGCCAAUAUAUCAGCCACCAGGAAAGAACAGCCCAAGCUCAUUGAACAAAGGAAGGACAGCACGGGGAGUAUUGGAUUCAACUGAGAAGUUGGCAAACAUGAGUCUUGGUUCUCGAAGGCAGUCUGUGGGGCAGCCACGCCCCCCUCCCAUGAAGUCUGGAGUCCCCUGGAUUUCUGGAUCUGGAGACAUGUUUCUCAAGCCUUCCAAAGGGAUUCAGCCUGCUAGAACUUAUACCAGGAAAGUUGCUGGAUGAAUAAGCACCUCGCUCUUUGAUGGCCGUUUAUAUAAAAUAUAUGUGAGAUAUAUGUGCCAGGAGUUGCCGUGUGUCGGUCUUUUUAUCUACGUACGUGUGUUUUAUCAAAAACACAAACCUACGAACCAGUCCGUGUCUAUUAUUUUUGUUGGGGAUUAUAUUAUGGCCCCUUUUGUGCUGCUGUUGGAUCGCUUUGUUUGCUACACUUUCGUUGCUUUUGGUGACGUUUGACUUUAAAUAAUGCGUUAGUACCCCUGGGUUAUCGGGGGAUUAAAGGACCUUUGUUGUAGCCUGCCUUGUUACUUUGCUAAUAGCUGCCUGAAUUUGAAUAAAAAAGAAGAUGAUUUAAUUCGUAUAAA
Messenger RNA from Juglans microcarpa x Juglans regia, 2751 nucleotides. RefSeq names its product cyclin-dependent kinase F-4. Gene Ontology annotation, cellular component: nucleus; cytoplasm. Bases 1034 to 2392 code for a protein of 452 amino acids. Lineage: Eukaryota; Viridiplantae; Streptophyta; Magnoliopsida; Fagales; Juglandaceae. Gene Ontology annotation, biological process: intracellular signal transduction; protein phosphorylation. The transcript is spliced from 19 exons. The record is from RefSeq and is a predicted model, not a curated record. Gene Ontology annotation, molecular function: protein serine/threonine kinase activity; ATP binding.